Aspergillus ruber CBS 135680 is the source of this 2162-nucleotide messenger RNA. Its product is annotated as MFS transporter. Bases 266 to 1972 code for a protein of 568 amino acids. The transcript is spliced from 2 exons. Lineage: Eukaryota; Fungi; Ascomycota; Eurotiomycetes; Eurotiales; Aspergillaceae. Gene Ontology annotation, molecular function: transmembrane transporter activity. The record is from RefSeq and is a predicted model, not a curated record. Gene Ontology annotation, biological process: transmembrane transport.
CACCCGCCGGUCUUAGCUCAUUCUCCCUCGAUUGCCGCUUGAUUUCGGUUACGCUCUUGCUGCAGUGACUGUGCUUUUUUGUCAGUCUCAUUUUGGGAUAUCUCUCAUGGUGACUGCUGUAUUUGUGGCCUGAUAUCCCAUAACCAAUCCGCGCGACGACCCCUGCCACGGGCAAUUGGUGACCAUUGUUGAAUAGCGUCCGGGGUGCUGAGGCGGUUAUACCGGUUCUCUGAAGCGCUGGAAAGGAUACAACAAACGACCUAAAAUGAGGUCGAAUGAGCGAAACCCCCUCCAGCGACGACGGUCGUCAACACAGCACUACCAGACCUUCGACACGCCGCCACCGAAAUCACGCGGAGGAGGACCAACAUCCGAACAAUCCAACGCCUCGGUCGAUGGCCCGCGACACAACAACCAUGAAGGAUCCAGCUCCCACCAUUCGGGCCCAGAGUCCCCACUCCCGAAGAAACAAAUGGCCAUGUUAGCGGUGAUCGCGUUGUGCGAACAGACGGCAUUCAACUCGAUCAGUCCCUACCUCCCCGACAUGGUGCUUUCGUUCCCCGAAGUGGAAUUGAAUUCUGUGGGUGUAUACGUGGGAACGCUGGCCUCUGCUUUUGCGCUGGCGCAGUUCGUGACUAAUUACUUCUGGGGAUGGUUAUCUGAUCGCGUGGGGCGGAAGCCGGUGAUUUUGCUGGGUACUAUCCUGACAGCGGUGUCUUUUCUUGCAUUCGGGCUGUGCAGGACGUUAUGGCAGGCGAUUCUUGUGCAGGCGGUGAUGGGUGCCGUCAAUGGUAAUCAGGGCUUGGUGUCGACCUGCCUAGGUGAGAUUACUGACCGGAGUAACCAGUCAAAGGCGUUCACCUAUCUUCCAGUUAUUUAUGGUAUUGGCGGUGUCACGGGUCCUCUUCUAGGUGGUUUGUUGAUUUUCGAGCGCAACCCGUUGAAUAAUAGCGAACCGAACCCGUUUCCAUACCUCAUGCCGAAUUUGAUCUCUGCGGUUGUGUUGUUAGUGGAUUUUAUUCUGUCAAUAUUCUUCCUGGAAGAAAGUCUUGAAGAUGCAGAUGCGUUUCCUAAGUUUCAACGCAAGGUUCGCGCACUGUUCACGUGGAUAUGGCAAUACACGAGCUUCGCUAAACGCGCGAGAUACGUCGAGCCUCCACACUAUCACCAAGUCCGGAAUGAAAGCCAGGACCAUGAUAGCGAGCUUGACUCGGCGUCUGAAGCGCCAGAUGAUGAAGAUAAUCAGCAUGAGCUUAUGCCGUCAGAGCUUUGGAACCGGGAUAUUAUCCUACUUCUUGUGUCGUAUCUAAUCUUCGCAUUGUGCAACAUCUCGUUCAAUUCGCUCUUCCCAGUCUUUGCACAAGCCAAGCCGCCACUGGGCCGUGGACUUACGCCAUCAGAGAUUGGUCUUUCGCAGGGAUUUUCUGGCUUGGUGACCAUCCUAUUCCAACUCUGCGUUUUUGGAAAACUGCGGGACAAGAUGGGUAAUCGGUCGUCCUAUCGAGCGUCGCUUUUUGGAUUCGCUCUUUCGUUCCUCUUUUUGCCGUUUGUUGGGUAUAAGGGCGAUGAUCCGAACGGUCACCUGUCGCAGAAGUCCGUCUGGGUUGCGAUUGAAUUUUGCUUUGUCCUGCUGAUCAAGACCGUCGCUGCUGUUGGCGGCAUCACCAGUUCCCUUUUAUUGAUCACCAACUCCGCACCCAACCACGCCGUCCUCGGUGCAUUGAACGGCCUAGCCCAAACUCUCUCCGCCGCCGGCCGAGCCGCCGGCCCAUUCAUUUCCGGCGGAUUAUUCUCCCUCGGCUCCAAGAUCAUGCCCACAGGAGUGUAUAUGACCUUUGGCGUGUUCGCUGCCGUGUCGUUUCUGGGAUUUGUCCUGAGUUUCGGUGUCCGGGGCCGCUCUCUCGAGGCGGAGGGGUGGCAUAGUGAUAGCGAUGAUAAUUAUAAGUCGGAUGAUGAGGAGGGUGAUGCAUAGCUUGAUGCGUUGCUUGGUAUGAAUUUGUAUACAUGAGUUACGAUAUUUCUUUUGUUUAUCUUGAUCUUGGGUUGGGUUUUUAGAUGUGGGUUUACACACGCAUUUUGUAUAGUUAAUCGUGAUGUAUAAAAGUAGAUUCCGUCCAGACAACUAAGACUAGGUUAUAUGACCUAUUGAAUUCCAAAUACCC